Molecule: messenger RNA, 381 nt
Organism: Sporothrix brasiliensis 5110
Lineage: Eukaryota; Fungi; Ascomycota; Sordariomycetes; Ophiostomatales; Ophiostomataceae
Exons: 2
Coding region: 1-381 (126 amino acids)
Source: RefSeq, a predicted model, not a curated record
AUGUCGUUCAUCGCCCGUCGCGCCUUCUCUACCUCCGUCCGCCGCUUGUCCGCGGCCGCCGACGCCCAGCUCAAGCAGGAGACCAAGCGCAACCCGGAGCUUUACAUCCUCGGCGGCAUUAUGGUCGUUGGCUUGGCGGGUGCCGGCUACUACUUUGGCAGCUCGCCCACCGUCUCGACCUCCGAGGCGGCCGUCUCCAAGGCCGGCAUGCCCUGGGAGACCGGCUCGGCCGAGGGCAAGUACCGCUACUUCCCCGGCGGCGACCAGAGCGCCGACCCCAAGGACGCCCCGAGCGCCGUCAACGUCGUCGUCGUCCCCAACGUGAACCUGCCCAAGGGGCUGCACGAGAAGUACAACAAGUGGGGCAAGGACGGCUACUAG